This is a messenger RNA of Lactuca sativa (garden lettuce), 1082 nucleotides long. RefSeq lists its product as uncharacterized. Lineage: Eukaryota; Viridiplantae; Streptophyta; Magnoliopsida; Asterales; Asteraceae. The record is from RefSeq and is a predicted model, not a curated record.
ACUUACACCAGUACAUACUCUUUAGCCCUCUUCUUCUCCAGUCCACUGCAGCAACCGACGAAUUUGACCACCGCACCGUCGCCUCAAACCCUUCUCCCGUGCCUCAACCGACGACUCCAGUUCAUCGUGUCGACCAUCACAUCGCUUCGAGUGUGUUGAUUAUAGAUGACAACAAUCCACGCUACGUUGAGCAACAAAUAUGGAUUUGGGAUAAAAAGAUGGAAAUCAAUAGAAAUUGUUUGAACUGGUUCACCUGGAGCUUCAUUAUCAUAUCAAUUAUCAGGAUCACAUCAUUUAUUGCCAUAUUUGUGUUUAUGGCCAUGCGCCCAUGCCAAUGGCAUCCAUUUGUGCUAUUAAGGGGUCGAUACCAAAACAAGUUUCAUUAUUUUGUUGCUAAAGUUUGGGCUUCUAUGACAAUCACUCCAUUUUUUAGACUGAAAUUUCAAGGACCACACAUCAUCGGAGAUUCAAAAAUAGAUGUCACCACAAUUCGUGUGCAAGGGGAAUAUAUUCGUACCUCUACAAAACAUCUUGCAUUUUAUCCAAGUUGUGUACAUUGGGUCCUCUUGGUGAUUUGCCCUUCAAGUCGUGUCACAUACAUUUUGGAUUCUCUUAUGAAACCUAAGCAAAAUCCUCUCGACACCUGCUACCUGCUCAAACUUUUGGACAUGGCUUUUGCUAGGCAUGAAAAAACGCAUCAACUCCAAUUGUAUGGAUGUUCGCUGAGUUGGCGUUUCCGAGAGUCAGCUGAGCGGGCACUAUGUAAUGAAAUAGAUGUUUGAUUUUGUAAUCACCAGGCAAUAUGGAUUCCCGAAUAAAAGGAAAAGGUGUUGGUUACGAUUGUUGCUACGUGGACUAGGGAAUUUCAGAAUAACUAUAUGAAUGAUGUUGUCUAAAAGUACAUAUAAGUGAGAAUGGAGGACUCCUUCUACACUUGAUUAUCUGACAAUUCUACUUCGAUGCAACAACAAUUUAUUUUUUGAAAAAAUUGAUAUAAGUUUUAUGUAGUAAGAUAUGAUCAAAUCAAGUUGUUUUUUGUGACACGCAAACAUGUUUAUAUUAAUGGCAAUAAUGAUUGGUUA